This is a messenger RNA of Macrosteles quadrilineatus (aster leafhopper), 3900 nucleotides long. RefSeq lists its product as uncharacterized. The record is from RefSeq and is a predicted model, not a curated record. Bases 1 to 3900 code for a protein of 1299 amino acids. Gene Ontology annotation, molecular function: nucleic acid binding. NCBI's taxonomy places the organism in Eukaryota, Metazoa, Arthropoda, Insecta, Hemiptera, Cicadellidae. Gene Ontology annotation, biological process: DNA integration. The transcript is spliced from 2 exons.
AUGUCAAGUAAGGGCAGAAAAAAACGAAAUACUCGUAGGCAAAGGUAUGAGGACAAUGAGGAGGAUGCCCAAAGUGAAUUCAACUACAUGUCAGAAAGGGAUUCUAGAAAGACUGAAGGUGAGUCACUAGGUUUUGCAUUGGGACAGACAAACCGAGAAAAUAAUGCAGUAAUGUGUACUCCUACUCCUAUGAUAAAUCUGACGUUACCAACUCCAGAUACCUUCUCUUUUACUCCGAAUGAGUGGCAUUCCUGGAGGAAUCGCUUUCAAAGGUACAGACGGGGGUGCGGUCUAGAUAGCACUUCCGACGCUCGGCAAAUCGAUGUACUUUUGUUUACAAUGGGUAGUAGGAGUGAAGAUAUUUUCGAUUCGUUUUCACCAAAACCGAAUACUUAUGACGAGGCUCUUCGGGCCUUUGAUGCAUACUUUGUACCAAGACGAAAUAUCAUUUAUGAGAGAACAAAAUUUCUGAGACACAAGCAAGGGAGUGAUCCAUCUGAAAAAUUCAUAACAGAUUUGCAUGGUCUUGCAAAAACGUGUGCAUGGGGUGAACUGAACGAUGAGAUGGUGCUUCUGGUCCUCAUUAUUGGUAUGAAAGAUGAGGCUCUAAGUGAUAGACUCCAGCUGGACUCUCAAUUGACUCUGGAGAAGGCGAUUAAUACCUUGCGCCAACACGAGGAGCUAGAACGCCAAAAACGUGAGCUCGCCAAUACUAAUGUUUUUAUGGUGAAUCAAACGUCAAUACAAGUCGGUAAAACAAAUCUGUCUGAAAGAGCUGGUGAACAGAAAUUCACCGAGGAUGCUAUGAGAAAAAAGUGCAGGAAAUGUGGUUAUAACUGGCACGGAUCACUGGCCGAAUGCCCCGCUAGGAAAGCCAAAUGUGACAAAUGUUCCGAGAUUGGACAUUUUUUUCGAUGUUGUCCCUCCCGCGAAAAGUGGAUGAGAAAAAACAAAAACGUUGUUAAGGAAAUCGAACAGCAAGAUUCAGACAGUGGUUAUCAACAGGUUCCUGAGAUUUUCAUAGGGAAUAUAGACAGCAGUGACAAAGCCUGGGUCCAGGAGGUAAAAGCAAGCUGUGGAAACCAAGAUUUAGGUCUUAUAAAAUUUAAACUUGACACAGCAGCUGAUGUAACCAUGAUUCCAGUAGGAGUUCUUGGUGAUUUUAUUAAGACUCUGCCUCUAGGAAAGUGCAAAUCCCCUGUGUUUAGCGCAAAGAAGAAAGAACGAAUCAAUAUUUUGGGAACUUUAAGGCUAAAGCUUGAACAUAAGGGUGUAUCAGUUUAUGAUCUUGCGUAUAUUUCUGAAGAGAUCACUGUUCCACUUCUUAGCAGACGUUCCUGUGAAGAGCUGAACCUGGUGAGGAGAAUUUUUUCUGUAGAUUCACAUGAUAUUGACUGGGCUACUAAGUAUCCUAAUUUAUUUCAAGGACUGGGAAAUAUGAAAGGAGAGUACAAGAUUGAAAUGAAGGAGAAUGCAGUUCCUUACGCUAUAUCCACCCCCAGGGUUGUACCAAUACCUUUAAAAACCAAGGUGAAAGAGCAGUUAGACGAUAUGCUUGAGAAAGGAGUGAUUGUUCCAGUUGAACACGCGACUGAUUGGUGCGCACCAAUGGUAGUUUGCGCAAAAAAGGGAGGUGGGGUUAGGAUCUGCGUAGACCUAUCCAAACUCAACAACAGUGUGAAACGUCGGUUUUAUCCUAUCCCAAAGAUCGAACUUUCAUUGGCCGAGAUCGCGGGAGCCAAGUACUUCAGCAAGAUCGAUGCGAAUUCCGGGUUCUGGCAACUGAACCUUGCAGAGGAGUCACAAGAUUACACAACAUUUAUCACCCCUUUUGGGAGGUAUAAAUUCCGUAAGUUACCUUUUGGAAUUACGUCCGCUCCUGAAGAGUUUCAGCGCCGCAUGUCAAAAGCUUUAGAAGGGGCAAAGAACUGUUUAGUGCACAUUGACGACUGUCUGAUAUGGGGAAGAACGAAAGAAGAACACGACGAGUGUCUUAGGGCCGUUCUAGAGAGAGUGCAAGCUAAUGGAAUCACCUUGAAUAAGCAGAAGUCGGAGUUCUGCAAGAAGACUGUGACAUUUCUGGGGUUUGUGCUGUCUAAGGACGGAAUCAAGCCUGAUCCAAGCAAGGUACAAGCGAUUGUGGACUUACCAGCUCCAAGAAACGCUAAUGAAGUACAAAGAUUCAUGGGCAUGAUCACUUUUCUGGCAAAAUUUAUUCCGAACCGCAGUGAGAUUUUGGAGCCAAUUACGAGCUUGUUAAAGACUAAAAACGAUUUCCUUUGGGGACCAGCUCAAGAAAACGCUUUUGUCACAGUAAAACAGAUUUUAUCAUCAGAGCCAUGUUUGACUGUUUACGAUCCGCAAAAACCCUCGAUUCUUUCUUGCGAUGCUUCAAAAAAAGGUCUUGGAGCGGUUUUACUUCAAGUUGAAGGAGAAAACAAGAAACCUGUGGCAUAUAUAUCUCGGACUCUAACGCCUGCUGAAGAAAACUAUAGUAACAUUGAGAGAGAAGCGCUUGCGUGCACAUGGGCAAGUGACCGUUUGAAAUGUUUCCUGAUGGGAAAAGACCUUGCCAUAGCAGAUCUACUAUCAAGAAGUCCUAUUCCGGCUGACGAAGAUGGCGAAUUGGCCGAAGAAGUGGAAGCCUUCGUCCACGAAAUCAGUCUGAUUAGUAUAAACACUACAGAUGAAAAUGUGACAAAGGUACUUCACUCACAAAUGAGAGAUCCAAUCUGUGCACAACUUAAGUUACAAAUUUUAGACGAAUGGCCUGUAAAAUCAAGUUUACCUAAUGAGAUUCAAGAGUACUUUAAUGUGAAAGACGAGUUAAGUUGUAUUGAUGGGCUAUUGCUUCGAGGAACUCGGAUGAUAAUACCUCAAGAACUACGAGCGGAAAUGCUCGAGAGGCUUCACAGUGGACACUUGGGAAUCACAAAAACAAGGAAACGUGCUUUGGGAACCAUGUGGUGGCCUGGAAUUUCUCAAGAAAUAGAAAGGAAAAUCAAAUCGUGUCCAGUGUGUAUUCAGAACUCAACUAAUCACAGUGAACCAUUGAUUCCGAGAACUGUCCCGGAUUACCCGUGGCAAAAUGUGUCUGUUGACUUGUUCAAACACGAAGACAAGUGGUAUAUGGUUAUCGUGGAUCACUACUCAAGAUACUUUGAAGUCGAGGAAAUGCAUCGAAUGAGGGCUUCAGAUGUGAUUCGGGUUUGCAAAACCACAUUUUCACGUUUUGGAAUUCCUCAACGUGUUUAUUCAGAUAGUGGGACACAAUUUCACCAUAUUGACUCAAGUGAAUUUAAAUUGUUUGCAAAGGAGUGGGGGUUCUCCACAUUCAGAAGUAGUCCCCACCACCAUCAGGGAAAUGGGGCAGCUGAAGCAGCUGUGAAAGUAGCAAAAGGGCUAAUGAAGAAAAACAAGGAUAAAUUUGAACUUGCCCUACUUUCUUACCGGACCUCACCUCUUGAAACCGGCUUUUCCCCAUCUGAACUUAUGUUUGGAAGGAAAUUAAGAGACAAUCUUCCAUCUACUUUGGUUGGAAAUCCUGUGGAAAAUAAGAAUUUUCUUGAGAGGGAGAAUAAGUACCAGAAUAAGUACAAGAUACAAUUUGAUAAACGACAUGGAGCGAGUGGUUUAAGUGAAUUAGAAGUUGGAAGCAUGGUAUGGAUCACAGAUCUUCGUCGACAUGGUAAGGUAGUCAGGAAAUUGAACGAACCACGUUCCUACCUUGUGGAAACUGACAAGAGAACUAUUCGCCGAAACAGGAAGUUCUUAGUUCCUGCACCGUACUACGGAGGAGAUGGAAUUCUUUCAAACUGUUCAUCCAUGGUCCUUAAUCGUCCAUGCAACUCACGUGAUCGUCCAGGAGCACACAGUAACCCGUUACGGAAGGUCCAUUAA